UCUUCCCUCCAAUCAUUUCUUGCUUUCUCCUUUCUCCCUCUAAUUUUUGCUCUUGAUUGCUACGCUUUUUUCUCUGUUCUUUUCUUUUUCCCCCCUUAAUUUCAGCUCGUGAAAUUUUCUCUCACUUCUCUUACUCUGGUUUUCCGGCGAUGGAGGAGGAAGUAGAAGAGUGAAAGGAAGAAAUAUCUCUGCUUCUACGAAACUCUCCCUCCCUACCCAAUUUCCGUGAUCAAUACAACUGUUUAAACCGUCAGCUAGAAAAUCUAUUCUCCAUGGACGCCCUCUAGCGCCUCCUUCACUCUCGUCUUCUCUUCUGCAGAAAGUGAUUCGAUGGAGUCAGAGGAUAAGCAUUCUUUGGAUUCUAAGUCAGCCUGUGGGUCAGCAGAUCUUUCUGGGAUCUCUCUGCUUAAUGUUGCUAAAAAUGCGGAAAGCAGUGCUUGGGGGAUACCACACAGGGUUGGUGCACAUCAUGCAUCGAGUGAUGCUAGCUUGUUUUCUUGUUCCCUGCCUGUUCUUCCACAUCAAAAGUUGAAUUUUCCUGAUUCCGUGCGUAAUGGCCAACCUUUUGAUGAUAACAUGCCAGUGUUUAAUAAAGACGACAAGGAAGUUGGGGGGUAUGAUCCCCUUGAAGAUGUUGAAACCAAUGCUGUUGGAAACAUGCUUCCUGAUGAUGAAGAAGAGCUAUUAGCUGGGAUAAUGGAUGAUUUUGACCUGAGUAGAUUGCCCAGCCAACUGGAGGAUUUGGACGAGAAUGAUUUGUUUGGUAGUGGGGGAGGGUUAGAAAUGGAUUUUGAGCCCCAGGAGAGUCUUAAGAUUGGCAUGUCAAAGAUGAGCAUUACUGAUGGAGUUGCUUCAAAUGGUAUUGGCCAUUAUGUACUUCCAAAUGGUGUGGGACCUGUGGCUGGGGAGCAUCCCUAUGGAGAACAUCCAUCAAGAACAUUAUUUGUGAGAAACAUUAACAGUAACGUUGAGGAUUCUGAAUUAAGAUCACUGUUUGAGCAAUAUGGGGAUAUUAGAACUUUGUACACUGCAUGCAAGCAUCGGGGCUUUGUGAUGAUAUCUUACUAUGAUAUUCGAGAUGCUCGUACCGCAAUGCGUGCUUUACAAAACAAGCCCUUGAGACGAAGAAAACUUGACAUUCAUUUUUCAAUCCCUAAGGACAACCCCUCUGAAAAAGACAUCAACCAAGGAACUCUUGUAGUCUUCAAUUUGGAUCCGUCAGUGUCAAAUGAUGAUCUUCGCCUAAUAUUUGGGGCUUAUGGGGAGGUCAAAGAGAUAAGGGAAACACCACAUAAGAGACACCAUAAAUUUAUUGAAUUUUAUGAUGUUAGAGCAGCUGAGGCCGCACUUAAGGCAUUAAAUCGAUGUGAUAUUGCAGGGAAACGCAUCAAACUUGAACCCAGCCGCCCUGGUGGGGCACGAAGAAAUUUGAUGCAACAACUGAGUCAAGAGCUGGACCUAGAUGAAGCGCGGCCUUUUAGACAUCAAGCAGGUUCACCUUUGGCCAGUUCUCCUCCUGGUACCUGGGCACAAUUUAGCAGUCCAGUUGAACAUAGUUAUUUAAGUUCUUUUAGCAAGUCUCCAGUAAAUAGCAACCAUUCAUCUGGAUUGGCCGCAAUUCUCUCCCCUCAUGCAUCAAACUCUACGAAGAUUGCUCCAAUUGGCAAGGACUCAGCAAGAGUUAAUAGUUCAAAUCAGAUAUUUACAAAUGCAGUAUCAACAAAAGGAGUAGCUUUUCAGAAUUCACUGUCAUUUCCCGAGCUAAAAGUAAAUGCAAGUUCUAGACCCAUUGCUACUUUUGGUGAGUCAAGCUCAACUUCAUCAAGCAUUGGAACACUAUCUGGUCCUCAAUUUCUUUGGGGAAGUCCAACUACUUCUUACACAGACCAUUCAAACACUUCUGCUUGGUCGUCGUCUUCUGCUGGGCUCCCUUUUACAUCUAGUGGUGAGAAGCAGGGGUUCCCAUAUACUAAUCGACACAGUUCCUAUCUUGGUUCCCGCUCCCAUCAUCAUGUAGGAUCUGCUCCUUCUGGCCUUCCUCUUGAUAGGCAUUUUAGCUAUUUCCCGGACUCACCAGAAACUUCUUUCAUGAGUCCAGCAUCAUAUGGGAGUAUAAAUCAUGGUGAUGGGAACUUUAUGAACAUGGGUGCUCGUGCAGCUUCUGGGGUUAUUGGCCUUUCAGGAAGUGCUGCUGAAACUAAUUCACCUAGUUUCAGGUUGAUGUCACUGCCCAGGCACAGUUCCUUGUUUCUUGGAAAUGGUUCUUAUUCUUCAGUCGCUGCAAACAGUGAGGGGUUUAUUGAACGUGGCCGGAGUCGGCGACCUGAAAAUAGCAUUACCCAAAUUGAUAGCAAGAAGCAGUAUCAACUUGACCUGGACAAAAUUAUCAGUGGCGAAGAUACAAGGACUACUUUAAUGAUUAAAAACAUUCCUAAUAAGUACACUUCAAAGAUGUUGCUGUCUGCAAUUGAUGAGAACCACCGGGGCACUUAUGACUUUCUCUACUUGCCCAUUGACUUUAAGAACAAGUGUAAUGUGGGUUACGCUUUCAUCAACAUGGUGUCUGCUUCACAUAUUGUUCCCUUCUACAAGGAAUUUAAUGGGAAGAAAUGGGAAAAAUUUAAUAGUGAAAAAGUUGCAUCACUGGCUUAUGCACGGAUCCAAGGAAAGGCAGCACUUGUGACACACUUCCAAAAUUCGAGCUUGAUGAAUGAGGAUAAGCGAUGCAGGCCAAUUCUCUUUCAUUCAGAGGGCCAAGAGACUGUUGACCAGGAACAUUUCUUAUCAAGCAAUUUGAACAUUUGCAUCCGUCAACCGGAUGGGUCAUACUCGGGUGAUUUGUUGGAAAGCCCAAAGGGCGAUUUGGAUGACAAGCUGUAGACAAAUUAACUAUUUAAUGCAUAUCUUAUUCCUAGUCACAAGAAAUGGGUCUAGGAGUCCUAACCACUGCACACUGAAUCUUUAGCUGUACAAAGUGACUCAUCCAAAAAAAAAAAAAAACGCAAGUGUAUGAUAUUGAAGGGGCAGCAGCACUGUGAUGGAGCCUCAAUAUGUUAAUUGUUCAUAAUAAUCAUCUAAGCCGAAGAAGCAGAGGGCAAUUUCUUGAUGCAUGGAGAAACAAUUGUUAUUUAACCGGAAGAAAAUAAGUUGGAGUCCAAGGAAGGAAGUGACAUGUCGUGACACGGGCAUUGCAGCACUUUGAUUUGCAGUGUCUGGGUACUGUCAUGUCAUGUGCAUGCCAACUUGUGAAGAGGAUAAUUCUGUUUGGCAUUUGUUAUUUUUUUUCCCCUCAUCAUCCAUGCUCUGGUUCUUAUGUUUUAUUAUCUGCGGGUAUAACUUAAUGUGCAUAUGAAAAACCGUCCAACUCAGUAUCAGAAGUUUGUACAGAUGGUAUCCGUAGUCCUUGUUGAUGUCUUGUAGCCAAGAAAAUGUGGCAUUGAAUGUAUAAAAUUUCGAUGACAGUACAGUGUUUCUGGCCAUUGUAAUUAUUUGAUGAAGUGGGAAGAACUUCAUUGUGAAUGUAUUGUCUCAUUUAAUUACGACCA
This is a messenger RNA of Neltuma alba, 3545 nucleotides long. Its product is annotated as protein MEI2-like 2. The coding region runs from base 331 to 2880 and encodes 849 amino acids. Gene Ontology annotation, molecular function: RNA binding. NCBI's taxonomy places the organism in Eukaryota, Viridiplantae, Streptophyta, Magnoliopsida, Fabales, Fabaceae. The record is from RefSeq and is a predicted model, not a curated record. The transcript has 13 exons.